This is a messenger RNA of Symbiodinium natans, 3279 nucleotides long. The record is from the annotation of a GenBank genome assembly. NCBI's taxonomy places the organism in Eukaryota, Dinophyceae, Suessiales, Symbiodiniaceae.
AUGGCGAGCGAGCCUUUGGCCACAUGCUCGCGAGUGGAGCUCGACGCUGGGACCUGGGCCCUCAGGCUGCGGCUUUCUUGCGAGCACCCGGCCCGGCUGCAGCGUAGCCCUACCCGGAUCCACAUUGUCCUGGACAACAGCGCCAGCAUGCGAGGCAACACCCGCUCUGAGUGCUUCUCCGAGCUGGUCUCCCUGGCCACGCUCCCUUGCUCCCUGACGGUCUUCGCCAACGAGGCCACACUCCUCGGAAGCUUUGCGACCCCCGUGGAAAUGCAGAAGGCUGCGCUUCCGCAUCGCGACGGCAAGACCAGCGAGGCCGAAAGCGAGACUCACCACGUCUUGGUCCUCCUGAGCGAUGGUGCACACAACGAGGGACCUCGUCCCUCUUCUGGGGUCCCUGUUUUGGGAGAGACCUUACACCGGGAUCUCCCGAAUCUUAGGCUCUCCGUGGUGGUGGUGGGAGUCACCGGUUCUUCCGACACCUCCAUGGGCAUGCUGUUAAAGCGCAGCCUAGAGACCGUCGCCUUGGAUUUGCAGCCAAUUUACUUCGCCCCAGAUGCCGCGAAGAUGAAGGAGGUGCUUGGGGAGCUCACAGAAACCAUGGCCUCCUUGAGUGGCAGCCUGCUGCGCGCCUCCUUUCCUCCCGGCAUCGGCUUCGUCCAGGCAGGGCAGCAGGGUCUCUUAUCGGUGCAUUAUGCCCCGGUAUACAUCCUCUUGAAAUCGAACCUGUCCGACUUAAAGGCCGCCGUUGGCAAGGAUCCCGUGCCGGAAGUGACUUUCAUGGCCCGCCCAGAGCAGUACUUUGUGGUGAAGGCAGAGGCCCCGUGGCAGGAGCUUUGCAUCGAGGGCAUGGAGGUGCCCUGCGUCACGACCAGCGAUGUCGAGCUGGCCUGCGAUGCUCUCCAGCCUUUGCUGGCGCGUGCGCGCGUCGCCCGGGUGGCGGGGGAGGACGUGGCCACGGCCGUGCAGCAGCUGGGCAAGUGGGUAACAGCGAUCGAGAAGUGCGAGACCCUUCGGGGAAGCGAGGGCUUUUGCUUGGUCGGUGCGUCUCCUCAGCAGCGCCUGGCGCAGUUCAAGAAGGUGAAGGGUCUGGUGCAGAGCGUCCGUGAGCUGCGGAAUCGCCUGGCAGAGCUGGAGGCCUUCAAGGGCUCCAACUCCGCAGAGCAGGCCGCCUUCCUCACGGGGAAGUCCUCCAAGUAUGGGGCCAAGGCUCUCCUCCGCGCCAACGCAGUGAGCUUCUCGGAUCUUGUGGAGGAUGUGGAGAAGACGGGCGCCAAGGUGCGGCUGGCCCUCCGCGAGGACCUGCGUGCCAAGCUAUCCCAGCUGUCGGAGCCCGCCCGCAAGAGCUUGCAGACGGCUUUGGGCGAGGACGCGGCCCGUGCGCUGUGUCACGGAGAAGUGACCUCGGCCACGGACGCCUUGCUGGACAGCGACAAGGUCGCCGAGGUCUUGCAGAGCCUGGGCAUCGGACAUGGUCGUCAGUCCUACCUGUCCUUAAGUUCAUCCUGGCAGCACUUGGCUGAGUGGUGCUCGGCCGACGCCCGUUCAUGUCACUCGGAGUACGAGCUACUGAUGUUCGUGGGCAUCUUGGGCUACCCUGUAGAUGUGCAGAGGCGGGCAGCCACGCAGAUGGACCCGUACGCGAUGAAGAUUCGAAAGAUGCACAAGUCCUUGGCGGACACCGCAUCCCUGUGUUGCGGUCUUCGUAGUGAGCAGGUUCUGGUGCCCCCGGAAGGCGGGAAGCCGAUCGAGGACCUCCUGGUGCUCGUGGAUCCGGAUUUCCCCAAAGCCAGCCGCCUCAUCGCGAACAGCCUCUUGCUGCGCUGCUACACCUCGGUCGUCCUGUGCCGCGACUUGCACAUGUACCUGGGCAAUCAGAUGCGCGUUGCUCUUCACGCCCACGCCUUACUGGCAACUGCAGAGCUCCCAGGCGGCCGGAAGGAUGAGAUCGUGGAAGAGCUGAGGCGUUUGCACCUGGGCCACUCGUAUCAGUGCGGCAGCUGCGGCUUCGGACCGGUGUCGCACACCAACUGUUACGAUCUGGCUGCACACCACGGUGAGGCCGGUGAAGGCGGCGGCCGUGUGAACAACGCCUGCCCGAGCUGCGGCUGGUUCUCUGAGGAGCUGGAGGACUGGGAUGCCUGGGACGGCACAGUCCCGGACUCCGCGCUCCCGGCGGAGACUGCGCAGGCGCCCAUCACGGAGGCCAGCAUCAUCAGCCGCCUCCACAUCUGCUACUCCGCCAGGAAGAUCUGGGGCUUCGAGGAGCGCAAGGAACUCUGCAAGAAGAUGGAGAUGCGGGAGGAUCUCACCACGGCCGAUGGCGUGGAGCACCCGGUCAAGGUCUUGCUGGCCCUUGCCUCGACCGAUCUCCCUGAGGGCUGCUUGGACCCCGUGCCCAUCCGGAACCUCUUGAACGAGGUCUGCGCCCGCAAGGCACAUGCCGAGAUGAAGGGCGGUUUAGAUGCAAGCGCCCUCGCCCGGCGAAUCCUCAGCAUCACCCCCGACUCCGCACCUGAGUGCCGCCCUCUCGGGGAGUCGGAGCCCCGUCUGGCAGCUGUGGAGGAGGAGUGCCGUGCGGACUACAGCCUUGAUUCCAGCUUUGACUUCGGGGCCUGGGUCUGGGAGGAGGUGGAGCCCUACAUUGCAAUGCUCAGCUUUGUCGAUCGUCUCCAGGCCUGCUUGACACAGCGUGGGGGCCACGGGGGCCACGGGGCCUGGGAGAGUCUGGAGCAGGACAUGGAGAAAGGGCCGGCCGCCUAUGCCGACGUGGUCGCUUUCUUGAAGGAUUCUUUGAAGGACUUGAACACAAGUUUGGGAAGCCUCGGAAGCUUGGGGAGCCUGGGGGAGGGGCUGCAGCUGCAGCGCACGCUGGCCACCAUGGUGGUCCAGGCCUUGCGUCACGACAGCUCCCAGAGCCGCCGCGCCAAGGACGUGGGCGGAAACCUCGAGGAGCCCUUGGGGGACGUCACGGAUGGGAACACCCUGCGCCUCUUGGCCGUCAGGGAGCGCAUGGAUAUCUACCAGGCCCAGGUGAGGGAGAAGAUCUUGAGGUGGAGCGGGGAGGGCGCCGACAUCACCUACACUCGCGCCACCGUGGCAGACUUGGCCCAGUUCCAGCACCUCUGCUCCUCCCACCUGCACUCCUUGCCCAAGGCCACUUUCUGGGGGCUUUGGCGGGCUGCGGUUGCGGACGGCGGGCGUGAUGGGGAGAAGGUCCUGACCUUUCUCUCCAAGGCCAACCAGGACUUCUGCAAUAAGUACCGCCACCCGCGAUAA